Molecule: messenger RNA, 896 nt
Organism: Malania oleifera
Lineage: Eukaryota; Viridiplantae; Streptophyta; Magnoliopsida; Santalales; Ximeniaceae
Product: 14 kDa proline-rich protein DC2.15-like
Exons: 1
Coding region: 85-633 (182 amino acids)
Source: RefSeq, a predicted model, not a curated record
UCCAUCCCCACACAAAUAAUACGGCACUAGCUUCAAUUCUCACUUCUCUUCAACUAGCUAGUACGUAUUUGUGUUAUUUAAAACAUGGCCAAGAGCUCUGCUUCAGUUGCUCUCUUCGUCAUCCUCAACAUCCUCUUCUGUGCCCUUGUCUCCGGCUGUGGCACCUGCCCAGGUCCGAACAAGCCCACGCCAAAGCCAUCUCCGCCUUCGAUUCCAAACAAGCCCACGCCAAAGCCAUCUCCGCCUUCGAGUCCAAACAAGCCCACGCCAAAGCCAUCUCCGCCUUCAAGUCCAAACAAGCCCACGCCAAAGCCAUCUCCGCCUCCAAGCUCUUUUUCGGGAUCGGGAUCAGGCUCGGGUUCGGGCAAGUGCCCUAAUGAUGCCCUAAAACUGGGUGUGUGCGCUGAUGUGCUCAAUGGGUUGAUCCAUGCUGUGGUGGGCAACCCAUCCGUAAGGACCGUAACUCCAUGCUGCAGUCUCCUUAACGGCCUUGCCGAUCUUGACGCAGCUGUUUGCCUUUGCACUGCCAUUAAGGCAAACAUUUUGGGCAUCAACCUGAAUGUUCCUGUCUCGCUGGGCUUGCUUCUCAACGCCUGUGGGAAGAAGACCCCUUCCGGAUUCAAGUGCACCUGAAGUUUAUAUACUUAAUUAAGCUUGUUUGAUUUGAGAGCUACAGCUAUUUAUUUAAGGCGCGUGUGUGGUUAUUAUGCAAGUGUCAACAGCUUGUUUCCUGUGUUACGUACGGUGAUAUUAGUUUGCUUUGAUAAGUGGGAUAUUGUUGAAUAAGUUAUUUUUCCUCGUGCAAAAUGAAGGGAUCAUUUCUUAGUGAUGUUUACUUAGUUAAUAUAAUUUUUAUUGGAAAUUAAAGAUUGCUUUCACUUUGAUCUUCUGUUUUA